Molecule: messenger RNA, 504 nt
Organism: Oppiella nova
Lineage: Eukaryota; Metazoa; Arthropoda; Arachnida; Sarcoptiformes; Oppiidae
Source: the annotation of a GenBank genome assembly
AUGAAAAUUUAUAUUUUAAUAUUUUUGUUACAGGUGACACUAGUACCCGGGUCACUCCACCAAAAUUAUGACAACACUAUAGACUUGCCCUCCAAAGAGGAACUGGAGGCCAGAGCUACCAAACUCGAGGAGCGCCUGGAGAGAGUCGCCGCCCGAUUGAGAGCCGAACCCCGUAUAGACAUCCGCGAGUUGGCCACCCUUGCCCUGUACGACGUCGAACUCAGGGUUCUGUCGGUCGAACUCCACCUGGCGGUCACGGCCCGCGCGAUCCGGAUCCUCGAAGUCCUACUGAACGACCUGGAGAUCCGAGUGGACGCCGAGAUCAAGCGAUUGGUGCAACUGUUGGAUCCCACUCCCGCCCCGUCACCCACUAAAACACCCGCACCUACCUCGGUACCAACCAUAGUAACAGUAGCACCGACACCACCCACUACCCAGUCCCCUAUCACGACCCAAACCCCACUGGACAAGGUUGCCCUACUGAGAAUGGCGGCCGAACUCGAC